CCCUGCAGGUUUGGCCGGCAGCCCCGUCAUCUCCGAUAUCUCCCUGAUCCGCCUUUCACCCGCCGCCGUUGCCACUGGCGAGUCCCCCUUCAGCCCGCCUCACCCCUACGUCAGCCCCCACAUGGAGCACUACCUGCGCUCCGUGCACGGCAGCCCCACCCUGUCCAUGAUCUCCGCCGCCAGAGGACUCAGCCCUGCUGACUUGGCCCACGAGCAUUUAAAGGAGCGCGGGCUGUUCGGGCUCCCUCCUCCUCCCGGGGCCAGCCCGGCAGAGUAUUACCACCUGAUGGCGAGCCACCGAAGCCCGUACGGCGAGCUGCUGAUGCAGGGGGCAGGGGCUGCAGCGGCAGGGGCCCACCUGUCUGACUACAUUACCCCCAUCGACGUGUCGCGGUUCUCCAGCCCCAGACUGACGCCCCGGCUGAGCAGAAAGAGGGCGCUGUCCAUCUCGCCACUGUCAGACGCCAGCAUCGACCUCCAGACGAUGAUUCGCACCUCGCCAAACUCACUGGUCGCCUACAUCAACAACUCACGGUCCAGCUCGGCAGCCAGCAGCUCCUAUGGACACCUGUCUGUCGGAGGACUCAGCCCGUCCUUCCCGUUCCCUCACCCCAUCAACCCGAUGGCGUACCAGCAGCUGCUGUCCCAGCAGCGGGGGCUCAGUGCCUUCGGUCACACUCCGCCUCUCAUCCAGCCUCCGCCCACCUUCUCCAGCCGCCAGACGGGCCUCGGCCUCUCCUCCCUGCCCGCUGCCACCCAUAACGACAUGUCGUCCAAGAACCACGGCGGCGACUCGGCAGUCAGCAGCACGGUCGACCCCAUGAUCACCAAAAGGUCAAAGGUCAAGAUGGAAACAGAGGGAUUGAGGCCAUUGUCUCCUUGUUCACCGAACCACCACGGCAGCUCGCUGGACCUGAAGGACGACGUGGACCGGGACGACUGUAAGCAGGAGCCCGAGGCCGUCUACGAGACGAACUGCCACUGGGAGGGCUGCAGCAAGGAGUACGACACGCAGGAGCAGCUGGUCCACCACAUCAAUAAUGACCACAUCCACGGAGAGAAGAAAGAGUUUGUGUGCCGCUGGGAGGAGUGUUCGCGGGAGCAGAAGCCCUUCAAAGCUCAGUAUAUGCUGGUGGUUCACAUGCGCCGACACACGGGGGAGAAACCACACAAGUGCACGUUCGAGGGCUGCUCCAAAGCCUACUCCCGUCUGGAAAACCUCAAAACCCAUCUGCGCUCGCACACCGGAGAGAAACCGUACGUGUGUGAGCACGAGGGGUGCAACAAAGCCUUCUCCAACGCCUCGGACCGAGCCAAGCACCAGAACAGGACGCACUCCAACGAGAAACCAUACGUAUGUAAGAUCCCCGGCUGCACCAAGCGUUACACGGACCCCAGCUCACUCAGGAAGCACGUUAAGACGGUCCACGGCCCAGAGGCCCACGUCACCAAGAAGCAACGCGGCGACCUUCCGCCCAGGCCGCCGGCGGCCCGGGAGAACGGCGAGAACGAGGCAGGUAACAGAGACAGAAUCCAGAGGGACAACAAGACGUCGGACAACAGCUCCCCCAGAGGCGUGGACGACUACCUGCACGUCAAAUCCAUCAAGACGGAAAACUCUGUGAUGUAUCAGUCCAGCCCUGGCGGUCAGUCAUCAUGUAGCAGCGAACCAUCACCACUUGGCAGCGCCACCUACAAUGACAGUGGAGUAGAAACGGCGGCGCACAGCGGGGGAAGCCUGGGGGAUCUCAGCGCCGUGGACGACCUGCCUUUCGUGGAGUCCUUUGGCUGCGAAGACACCGGUGGCGGCGGGGUCGCGAUGGUGGUGGGUCUCCAAUUCCGAAAGCAUCUCAGCACCAGCCGGCGCUUGGUGCAUAUGAAGAAGGAAAAGCUAAAGACAGUGAGGGACUCGUGUCAGUGGGCCAGUGACCCAACACCCCCGGCCCUCGGCACCAAGCUGCCCCCCAUACUAGCAAGCGGUUCCCUCCUGGACAGUCCGAGUAUGGGUGGUGGUCUGGUGUCCUUCCCUGGUUCUGGCUUUGGUGAUCUGAGCCCCGGUAAAACAACUCUGCUGGAAAACCUCUCAGAUCGGCGUGACAGCACCUCCAGCACCCUGAGCUCAGCUUACACCCUCAGUCGCCGCUCCUCAGGCAUCUCCCCUUGCUAUUCCAGUCGGCGCUCCAGCCAGACGUCGCAGUUUGGCGCCAAUCGCCCCAACAACCUUAGCUCCGCCGACUCCUACGACCCCAUCUCUGCCGACAUGUCCCGUCGCUCCAGUCAGGCCAGCCAGUGUGGGGGAGGCAGUGGAGGAGCAGGAGGAGGAGGUGCACCAAGCCCUCUCAAUCUGACCCCAGCCCAGCACUACCGCCUCAAGGCGAGAUACGCUGCUGCCACCGGAGGCGCACCGCCUACACCUCUUCUAUACAUGGACCGAAUGUGUCUGAAGACAGCACUGGGGGACUCCCAGGAAUCCUCCACCACACACAGAGGCCUGUAUUCCAGUCAGUACAGCAGAUACACCACGCGGAGCCUGAUGCCCCAUGAGGUGCCAUCCAACAUGCUCCGUCGAGCCAGUGACCCUGUGAGACGUGUGGCCGUAGAUUAUUCGGGCCAGCCACAAAUGCAGCGCUAUAAUAGCAUGGGUACCCUGAGCGGAGGGCUAACCAUGCAGCCCCGUCCGCCUCCUGCAGCAGAUAGUCAACAUCUAUCCCAGCAAGGCUGCCUGCGACCUGAUCCCCAGCGCUACCCUUACAGCCUGCGACCGCCCAGCAUCCCAGAAAACGCAACUGUGGGAAUGAUAACAGCUGACAUCCCAGAGGAAGAGUUGGUGCUGCCGAACCUCAACACCAGGAGUGACACAUUGAAUCAACAAGAUUCCCACAAUCUCCAGCACCAGUUGUACUAUCAGAGAAGGAUCACCGUCACAAACAUGAACCUGCCCAAUCAGGUUCCGGCCUCCUCCAGCAUUAGUCCAAGGGACAGUAAGGCCAACCUACUUGAUCACUGGAAGAAAGGACCCAUAGAUGCCAGCCAGCGCUACUCCAAACUACAGGUUCAAGGGAACCUGGCUGUCCUUCAGCAGAACCAGAACUUUGGAUCUUUUCACAACAAUCUCAGCUACAACCAGCAGAUGAUUCAGAACCUCGUAAACACUACACAACAGACGUGCAGACAGCUGAAUACUGAACCAAACUGUUUCCAGCAGUCGUCAAACCUCAAUGAAGCACUUGGCUCUCAGUGCAGGUUCAACAAAGGCAUCAGUCCCUUUGAUAAAAACUGUAACACCAUUUAUCCACAGUGUAACAGCCUGCUGAGCCCCACAUGCAAACAGGAGCCAGCUGACUUUGCUAAUGCUGGAUUUCAGCCAGUCCAGGUUAAAACUGAAGACUGUCACGAGUCGAUCAUGAUUUCAGAUGAACAGAACUGUAACACGACCACCCAGAACCCCUUGCAAACUGGGAAUCAAAGCCAGCCAACGGGACCUACAUCUCUAAACGGGCACCUUUCAGGUCCAAAAGUGAUGCACCCAAGUUAUGCUUCCCGUGAUGUUGCUAGUGGAGUUUUAGGAAUUAGCAGCAACAACUCUGAUGACAAUGCCUUGUUCUACACGGGGCAGAUCCAAGUGUUUCAUGUUCCUCCCACGGUGAAUGUACCUGCUUUAGAAAAUGAUGCAGUGUCUCCCAGUUCGCCAAACACUGCAGACUGUUCUGUCGAGCAGGCGCAGAUAGACUUUGACAGCAUGCUGGACGACGGGGACCACUCCAGCCUCGUGUCGGGAACCCUGAGUCCGGGUCUACUCCAGAGCUUGUCCCAGAGUUCCUCCCGCUUGACCACGCCCAGGAACUCUGUGACGUUGUUGCCCUCGGUGCCAACGGGGACAGGGAACAUGGCCAUCGGGGACAUGAGCUCGCUGCUGACCUCUCUGGCAGAAGAGAGCAAGUUCCUCAACUCGAUGUCAUAGCAAGGCAGAAAUAUAUUUGCUGAAUUAUUGAACUCCUGAUGCACAACAAACAUUUAAAAUUGAUGUGAUUGUGUGCUUAAAAACAUCUGCAGUGUUCUCUUGUACAGUCUUAUUUGUUAGUUAUUUAAAAUGGCAACUUUCUUUCUUCUUUGAAAAGCCAUAUUUCUGCUUUCUUUGUUUUUGCCUUAGGUAGUAAAUAUCAGAAUUAUUUCAGUUGUUGUACAGCUGUGCAAAGAGAUCAGUUUACUAAGUGCCUGGCUCUGCCGAAACAUAUGCAUCCUGUGCAUAUGAUUACAUUUAAAAUGUGGAAAUGCAAGCAGGUGAUUAUCUGAUACCUGCACAUCUGGAAUGUACCAUCACCACCAACCUGUUUCACGCUGUAAAUGACUCGGACUGAACCUUCUGCUAUUUCAUCACAGCAUUUCAAGUUUACAGUCACUGUCCUCAGUGAGCCAUGAUGUGAUUGCUGCACAGAUUAACUGUGACAUCUCAUCAUCUGGCAUCGGAGACUUGAUUUGUGACUGAAUUAUGAGUAUUAUAAUUCGGUUGAGCAUCUGAAAAGUGAAUUGAGCCUUUUCUUUUGUACAUUGUUGUGCCAGUUUCGUACGCUGGCUGAAAAUGUAAAUAUCAUUUGUACAUUUUUAAGAAAUACAAUAUUGACAUUGAUUUUUUUAAACAA
This is a messenger RNA of Centropristis striata (black sea bass), 4640 nucleotides long. RefSeq names its product zinc finger protein GLI2-like. The transcript has 11 exons. Gene Ontology annotation, biological process: regulation of transcription by RNA polymerase II; smoothened signaling pathway. NCBI's taxonomy places the organism in Eukaryota, Metazoa, Chordata, Actinopteri, Perciformes, Serranidae. Gene Ontology annotation, cellular component: nucleus. Gene Ontology annotation, molecular function: DNA-binding transcription factor activity, RNA polymerase II-specific; RNA polymerase II cis-regulatory region sequence-specific DNA binding. The coding region runs from base 122 to 3961 and encodes 1279 amino acids. The record is from RefSeq and is a predicted model, not a curated record.